Messenger RNA from Peniophora sp. CBMAI 1063, 858 nucleotides. The record is from the annotation of a GenBank genome assembly. NCBI's taxonomy places the organism in Eukaryota, Fungi, Basidiomycota, Agaricomycetes, Russulales, Peniophoraceae.
AUGGCGCCGGUGACGCGUGCAGCUACCGCCCCUGCUACCCCCAAGAAGGCUUUUACCAAAGUAGCCUCUGCUACUCCCGAAUGGAGGAAACCUCCGCGAUGUCAGAUCUGCAACCGGCCUCGCAAGGGCCACCCGCGUGAGGGAUGCCCAUAUGGACCACCACAAACGCUGGACGCUCCCUCGCCUGACACGUCUCUUGCAGACGCUUUCGGUGCUCUCCGUAUCAGCGCAGAAACGGGCUCUGCGCCUGUGACACCUCCGCCUACUACGUCCAAUGUCCUCGAAGACAUGUGUUCAAUUGCGAAGAUCCGACGAGAGCGAAGACGUCUCAUGCCGGGAACCCUCUUUCCCCCCUCAAGUGACUGCCAAGCGAGCGAAACUUCCAGUCCGCCGUCUACUCCAACCUCGGGCUCUUGGGAUCCCAACGAGAGCGUUGAGGAUAUAAGCCUUGCGGAAUCGUUGUCUCUCGCACAACAGCCCGGUGCACAUUCGUCGCGUCACCUCGCACGCUCCACGAGCGAAAACGCCAUGGAAGCCUUUCUCGACGAUCUGGAGCGCGUCGCUCACCAUGUGCCAGUGUCCGUGUACACUAUCCCAGCCACGGACGUGGAGAAGCUACAGUCGUCUGCGAAGAAAAUCGGCUUUCAUACGGCCGCGGUCGCUGGAGAAAACCGUACGCCCAGGGAUGAAGCGUCGUUGAUUAUUGGCGUGGACUCUGUUGCUGUCGGCGAUGUGCGCGAUAAAUUAGUGAAGGAGGAUGUCACAGGGGGCAAACGCAGCGGCAAGUACGGCCUAGCCCAUAUCGCUGGAGGGGUUGUGGUUGGCGCAGCGGCUCUAUUCACGGGCUUGCUCAUGUGA